Grosmannia clavigera kw1407 is the source of this 1935-nucleotide messenger RNA. Its product is annotated as sexual development activator. The record is from RefSeq and is a predicted model, not a curated record. NCBI's taxonomy places the organism in Eukaryota, Fungi, Ascomycota, Sordariomycetes, Ophiostomatales, Ophiostomataceae. The transcript has 2 exons. The coding region runs from base 1 to 1935 and encodes 644 amino acids.
AUGGUUGCCACAUCCAUUCCGGCUAUCCCGCCGGAGUCGAUCAUGGCCAAGCGCAUCACGCGCGGAAACCGCCAUCUCUGGUACCGCCUCGAGGUGGUGCAGCAACCCGAACGAGCUCGCGCCUGUGGAGCUGGUCCCAAGUCCUCGGCCGACCGCCGUCCAGUGGAUCCGCCGCCGGUCGUGGAGCUGCGCAUCUUUGAGGGCCCGACGGUCGAGCAGGCCAAGGACAUCACGUUCACAUACAAUGCCAACUUCUUCCUCUUCGCCACGCUGGAACACGCCCGUGUCAUCGCCCAUGGCCGCGUGCAGGCGCCAUCGGCCGCCACACCACCGGUGCUGACCGGCAUGCCAGUCUCGGGCAUGGCUUACCUCGACCGUCCGCAGGAGGCCGGCUACUUUCUGUUCCCCGACUUGUCGGUCCGCCACGAGGGCCGCUACCGCCUGACCUUUAACCUGUACGAGCAGACCAAAGAGACCGGCGACCUGGAUAAGGACUCGGCUGAGAUGGCCGAGUCGUUUGACUGGCGCAUGGAGGUCAAGUCCAACGACUUUACCGUCUACAGUGCCAAGAAGUUUCCCGGCCUGACCGAGAGCACGGCCCUCAGCCGCACGGUGGCCGAGCAGGGUUGCCGUGUGCGAAUCCGCCGCGACGUGCGGAUGCGUCGGCGUGAGGGAAAGUCGGCCGCCGUUGCUGCGGCUGCUGCGGCUGCCUCGGGAGCCUCAGCGGAUGUGCGCGGCGGCGACGACGAGUAUGCACGGCGUCACCGCACGCAGACGCCCGAGGUUGUGGCCGAGUAUCGGGCGCGGUCCUUGAGCAUCGAAUCGGUCAGUCGCACGCCUUAUGUGUCGGCAAAUGACGUGCAGCGCCGGCCGUCCAUGAGCGAGUAUCACCACCCGGCACCGUCGCCACAGUCGGGUCCGCCGUCCAUGCUUCCGGCCUUCAGCUCGGGCUCCGGUGCCCAGACGCCCAACAGCAACCACCUCCGGUUUGGCGGUCCGCAUCCGACCUACCAGCAGCCGAACUCUUCCGUGCCGCCGUCGCCGACUUACACCUCGCCCUCGCACGUUUCCCACCCACACUCUCACUCGCACUCGCAUGCUCACCCUUCACACGCAUCGCUCGCAUCCCACGGCUCGUAUGCACAGCCAUCACCACCGCCCCAGCAGCACACCCACCAUCACUCAGCGUCGUCAUUCUCGGUCCCGUCGCCGGCAUCGUCCCAGGCACCUCCCCCGCCGAGCCAGUCGCCCUACUAUCACCAGGACCGGCCGGCCUCGCAGCACUAUGGUAGUGCGGCACCCACACCGCUGUCUAUCCCAGGGCCGUCUCCCGUGGCCGGCGCCAUGCCGUCACCCCGCCGCGACUCGCUCAACAGCGUAGUCGACUACCAGCGGCGCAUGUCGACGGCGAGCUACACCACGGCUCCGCCGCUGCCGUCGUCGUCCACACACAUGUCGGUCGACAGCAUGAUGUCGUCUUCGUCGUCGUCGCGGCCGUCGAUGGCACCUCUGAGCACGUCGCCGUCUGGCCUGUGCGAGAACAAGACGACGCUGCCACCGCUGAGCGAGAUGAUCGCGUCGUUUGGCAACAAGGACCAGCAGCCACGGACCAGCAUCGGCAGCGGCCACUCGCUGGAUCGCGUGCCGUCACUUAGCCAACUGCUGCUGCCCCAGCCGGUGCUCCCACCACUACCAUCAGGCUCGGCCUCCGCUGCUGCUGCUGCUGCAGCAGCAGCUGCGGCUGGCAAGAAGCGGUCGUACGGACAGUAUCACAACAUGGGCGCGAUGGCCGAUGUGCAGACGGGCGCGUCAAUAAAGAACCACGCACGGCAGUCGGAGUCAGUGCCGGUCAGCGAGUACGAAAAUCUCUGGUGGAAGCGUGCUGACGGGACGGUGUGGUCGGCUCGCGGUGAGCUGCCGCAGCAGACGGCCUGA